Suillus fuscotomentosus is the source of this 333-nucleotide messenger RNA. RefSeq lists its product as uncharacterized. The coding region runs from base 1 to 333 and encodes 110 amino acids. The record is from RefSeq and is a predicted model, not a curated record. NCBI's taxonomy places the organism in Eukaryota, Fungi, Basidiomycota, Agaricomycetes, Boletales, Suillaceae. The transcript is spliced from 2 exons.
AUGCAGGUGGUAGGAGUUCUUCUCAAGCUCUCAAAAUAUUAUCAACAUCAAGAGGAUGAACACAUUCUUCAUUCCAAAGAGGAUGAAGUGUGCCACAGGAGCAUAGAGACUAUGUUUAUGGCGAAGUCUUUGAAAUUCAGAACAGAGGAGCUAGGUGAUCCUACCAUCACCGCUUGUGACUCCAACACUAUGCCAUCAUGGGCGCAAACCAUAAGUAGCUCACCGGAGGAUUCAAGGACCAGGGCUGAGCAGGUCAAUUCUGAAGAAGAGGAAUGUAUUCAGCAUGCCCUUGCAGCAAUCACCGACCAUCGUGAGAUGUUCUACAUUCACUGA